This is a messenger RNA of Acipenser ruthenus (sterlet), 4127 nucleotides long. RefSeq names its product 5-hydroxytryptamine receptor 2A-like. Gene Ontology annotation, molecular function: G protein-coupled serotonin receptor activity; neurotransmitter receptor activity. The transcript is spliced from 4 exons. The record is from RefSeq and is a predicted model, not a curated record. Lineage: Eukaryota; Metazoa; Chordata; Actinopteri; Acipenseriformes; Acipenseridae. Gene Ontology annotation, biological process: chemical synaptic transmission; G protein-coupled receptor signaling pathway, coupled to cyclic nucleotide second messenger. Bases 561 to 1970 code for a protein of 469 amino acids. Gene Ontology annotation, cellular component: dendrite; plasma membrane.
CUAGCUCUGCUCGCUGCAGACACCUAUUUUGUUUGUAUUCACUGCUGAAGAUAACUAAAUUACUGCAUUUAAAGAUAUGUGUAGCAUUAGAAAAGACCUUGGAGAGGGAGAAGGGACAGAAACAAGCUAAAAGGAAAAAAGUUAAAAGGAACAAAGACAGCCUGUUCUCAAGUGAUAACUUUACAACUGCCGUGCAGCUAGCAAGAGUGUACAUUUCUUAGAAUAUACAAUACUUAUUUAAAACCAGCACCUCUUGUGCAAGGAAAUGACAACUCUAAAUUCUCCAAGAGCUCCUCGAUACAUGUGUCAUAAAUGCUGCCACAGAACUACCUAAAUCAAGAGCAAUGGACUCUUCCAUUGGAGUUCCUCAGUGGAAUACAAGAUAAACAAGGGUCUGCUUGGAAUGAUCAGUGAUGAAAGUGGGGAAAUGACAGGAAAAAAUGGUACAAUUCAGGUUCAGCACCUUCUACUUUGGUUUCGAGGCAACACUUUAACUCUAUAGUGGCUCCCCCUCUCUGAUAAUCUUUUUCUGUUUGAAUGACAUUGUAAAGUUUCAGAAAAUGAGCUUCUUAGCCGAAAACAGGAACACCUUGAAUGUGACGACCGUUUCUUUCAUCCCGCUGAACCUUGAUCUCAAACUGUUCAAACAGGACUCUCUGCUGGGGAAAGCUAACGUAUCACACACCUGUAACAGGACCAUGAAUGCUGAGAACCUCUCAGACCUGUCCUGCGCCGACAGCCUUGCACCACAGUGCUUUUCAUUAGUCUCUGUCACGGAUAAGAACUGGCCAGCCCUGCUCAUUGUGAUUGUGAUCAUCUUAACUAUCGCUGGCAACAUCCUAGUGAUUAUGGCUGUCUCCCUGGAGAAGAAACUACAGAAUGCCACCAAUUAUUUCUUGAUGUCUCUUGCCAUCACUGAUAUGUUGCUGGGCUUUCUGGUCAUGCCUGUCUCCAUGCUCACAAUACUCUACGGAUAUGCUUGGCCCCUGCCUUCACAACUGUGUCCCAUCUGGAUUUACUUGGACGUGCUGUUCUCCACUGCAUCCAUCAUGCAUCUGUGUGCUAUCUCCCUGGAUCGGUACAUUGCCAUAAGAAACCCAAUUCAUCACAGCCGUUUCAACUCAAGAACUAAGGCCUUCAUGAAAAUAAUAGCUGUUUGGACUAUAUCUGUCGGGAUAUCUAUGCCUGUUCCGGUUUUCGGCCUGCAGGAUAAAUACAAAUUUGUCAAGGAUGGCAGCUGCUUUCUCACUGAUGACAACUUUGUUCUGGUGGGUUCCUUUGUGGCCUUCUUCAUCCCAUUGACCAUCAUGGUGGUGACCUACUUCUUGACAAUCAGGGCUCUGCAGAACGAAGCGACCAUGUGCUUGGAUGAACUGGUUCCCAAAACCAAAUGGACAUCCUUCAGUUUCCUCCAGCAGAGCUCCUUGUCCUCUGAAAAACUGUUCCGCAGGUCUCUGAGCAAAGACUUUGGCGUUUGCGGACGACGGACCAUACAGUCCAUCAGCAAUGAGCAAAAGGCGUCCAAGGUUCUUGGGAUUGUCUUCUUUUUGUUUGUGAUCAUGUGGUGCCCGUUCUUUGUUACCAAUGUGCUGGCCGUAAUCUGUAAGGACACCUGCAACACUUGUGUAAUUGGCGGGUUGCUCAAUGUAUUUGUGUGGAUCGGUUACCUGUCUUCUGCAGUCAACCCCCUUGUGUAUACGCUGUUUAACAAGACAUAUCGUUCAGCAUUCUCGCGCUACAUCAAGUGUCAGUACAAGGAAGAGAAGAAGCCACUGCAGCUCAUUUUGGUCAACACUCUUCCACCUCUGGCCUACAACUCCACUCAGCUCCAGCUGGGAGACAUGAACACGCUGAGAAACGGCAGCCGGAUGGAAAGCAAAGACUAUUCUGUUGUUUCCUUUGGGGUUCAUCAUUUUAAUAGUUCUAAACCCAAUGCCGGUCAGGUGACUGAGAAAAUGAGCUGCGUGUAACUGUGCUGGACUAUCAUUCAUUUUAUGUACAAGAAAGUGAAGGCAUUGAUAAAGACUUCUCGGUGAAACUUUGCCAUAUAGUUUUACAAAUUUCUUUUUCUACAAGAAAGACUGACAAUAUGGCAACCCAUAGCAUUCAUCAAAAGAGAUAUUCCACCGAGUUGGUUUGAUGAGGCUGUAUCUUACUAUUAAUAUUAAAAAUAAAACGCUUUUACAACAGAAGCCACAGCAUACACUUCAGGAAUCUUUUUAUACUGCCAAAAUAUAGUUGUAAUUGUGGGAAAGGGCAGUCAAGGUUUAUUUUAGUAUCAAUAAAGAGAAAACAAUACAAAUAUGUUUUGUUUUGCAAAAGCUACAUUUUCUACACUGAACCUACUUUUAAUGUUCAAUUGAUAUAUUUAGACAUUUUAUGUUACCCCCCCAAAAAUAUUAUCGUGUUCAUCUUGGAGAGUUGCUAAAACUUCAUUUUUCAGUGGUACACAGCAGAAAUAGUUUUAGCAUGGUAUCCCCACAGUUCCUUAAAGUGUAAAUAGUUUAAAAUUAUAGUUUAACUGAAUUUGUUCUGAAUUUGUUCUCUUUUGCUAGCAUAAUAUUGAGUUUCACAUACUUACAUCUAUCUUCUGCCAACCCCGUUGACAUUUCUGGGAGCCUGAAUUACAUACAGGAUUCCUAUGGUGGUACAGUUAGAGAAUUUCUGACAGGGCCUGGAGAAAUGUAACUAGCCCUAUAUGCAUUGCCUCUGUGACAUUCCAACAGCACUGGCCGAUUUGCAAAGGUGCCCUUGGAAAUGUUUAAGGCAAGAAAUAUAAGGUACUACUUUCAUUUCAUUUUUCAUACCAUAAAUGAUCAUACAUUUGCAAAACAAAAUGGUUGUGUUACUGACACCUCACAUGAACCAUUAUUGUCAUAGCCUUUAAAUUACAAAACAUUUCCACUUUGUAUAAAGUAACUUGUCCUGUUUAAGUAUGUAAAGUGUAUUUAGCAAUAGAGAUCCAUGUUGUACAAGACAAUGCUGUGAGAUAAAAAAAAAAAAAAAAAACAGUGUCUAGUAUAUAUUUGAGAAGCUUGCAUGAAAGUUUGGUCACCAUGUUUUUAAAACCCCUUUUAACUGCCAUCGUGAAAUAUCAUGAGCUGUCUGCUAUGUUCUGUAUAGUGCAAGAUAGUGAAAUAUUAUGGGCUGUCUGCCAUGUUUUGUAUAGUUCAAGAUAGUGAAAUAUCAUGGACUGUCUGCCUUGUUCUGUAUAGUUCAAGAUAAUUAAAUAUCAUGGGCUGUCUGCCAUGUUCUGUAUAGUUCAAGAUAAUUAUGGAUCAAAAUAAUUUAGAAGUGAGCGUGUCACUGUAGACACCUUUAAUCUCACUCUUAUCUACUUUAAAGGUCUUGUUCUUACUUUAACAGUUUUCUUUUUCAGAAGCCCUUUAAGAUUCAACUAAUUUAACUUUCAUAAAUUAUUUAACACACAAGGUAGCCUUUUCAUUUUCAUGUUUUUUUUUCAUGCAUAAUUGCUAAUGCUUGGUUAAUGCAACGCAGCUCCCAUUGGCGGAAAACAAACAUUGGGUAUGUUUCAUCUGCAGUUAAAGACAGGUUCUGAUAUUUUUAUGAUCCCUAUAUUCCAGAUUAAACAUCUCUAGGACAAACCCAACCAAUUCUCUUUUCUCACACUUCUUUGAGAGUGUAAUAAUUACUUAAUUAAUCCAAAAUGAUCGACAUACCAAUAUUUUUAUUUUGAAAAUGGUCAGGUAAAAUUUUAGUAGCAGUAUAUUUUACAACCGGAACCCCUGUUGUUGUCAUAAAUUGAUAUUCAAUAAAUAUGCCACUGUCUUAGCUACAGACAGAGGCACCCAAACAAAUAAUGAUGAGCGCAUUUCUUUUCUAUUGCCCAUUGCUCAAUAUGUUCAGCUCAGUGGCAUCUUUAUGAAAGUAACAAAAGGCCAGACUUUUUUUUUUCUGGGCCAUUACAAUAAAGUUUCCCAAAGGAAACGCUCAAGAUGUCCAGGUCUUAAAAAUACCAAGCCACACACGUAGAUAUUAAUUUACCAUAUAAAAGGAAAAAAGACAUACGGUACACUGCACUGCAGACACAUUCAGAACCAACAGAAUAUUUAUUUAAUGUUGUUACUCAACUUUAUGUCUAGCAAUUUUUCUCUUGUCUGUUCAGA